UCAGAUGUACAACCCUCUGCUUGAUCGUUGUUCUCGGCCUGUUCAUUUCACAAGAAAGAUGUCGCCGUCUCUGUUUAAUUUCAGUGAUGCCAAAGAUAGAUUUACGAGCGCAACCAGAAUUGCACUGGACAGCAAAACUAGCAAGACCUUAAUACAUGCAUUUAAUCAGACCCCUGGAACUGAGACAGAAAAGAAAACAACACUUGAUCAAGCUUUCAGAAGCGUUCUUGAGGAGGAAAUCAUUCAACGAAAAGCUAGUUGUGAAGAUUUUCUGGGUCUUAUUUAUCUUAGCAUUGAUGGAGUGACUGAAGGCAUUUGCUCAGCAACAACACCUUUUCUACUUCUUGGAGACGUGCUGGACUGCCUUCCCCUGGAUCAGUGCGAUAAAAUAUUUAGCUUUGUUGAGGAAAAUGUUUCAACCUGGAAAUCUAACUCUUUCUAUUCUGCUGGGAAAAACUACCUGCUACGAAUGUGUAAUGAUCUUCUAAGAAGACUGUCUAAGUCCCAGAAUACAGUUUUCUGUGGAAGAAUCCAGUUAUUUUUGGCAAGACUGUUCCCACUUUCAGAGAAGUCAGGCCUGAACCUGCAGAGCCAGUUUAACCUAGAAAACAUCACUGUGUUCAAUAAGAAUGAGCAGGAGAGUACACUGGGACAGAAGCACCCAGAGGAAAGGGACGAUGGCAUGGAGGUGGAAGAAGGAGAGAUGGGAGAUGAAGAAGCCCCCACUACCUUCAUAAAGAAGCAAGCAGCACUCAAAAUACAGAGUGGGCCAGAAAAAAGCUCUAUUCCCAUAGAUUACAACCUGUAUAGGAAGUUUUGGACUCUGCAAGAUUACUUCAGGAAUCCACUGCAGUGCUAUGAGAAAUAUUCCUGGCUGACGUUUCUUAAGUACUCUGAUGAAACGCUGUCUGUGUUUAAAAGCUAUAAGCUGGACGACAUGCAGGUUUCCAAAAAAAAGCUGGAGGAACUGAAAACUGCAGGAGGGGAAAAUGUGUACUUUGCUAAAUUCCUCACUAGUGAAAAGCUGAUGGAUCUACAGCUGAGCGACAGCAACUUCAGACGCCACAUACUUUUACAGUACCUGAUAUUGUUUCAGUAUAUGAAAGGACAGGUCAAGUUCAAAAGCUCAAGUUGCGUACUGACUGAUGAACAGUCUUUGUGGAUGGAAGAUACCACCAAACUGAUAUACCAGCUGCUUAAGGAGAUCCCUCCUGAUGGGGACAAAUUUGCAUCUGUGGUAGAGCACAUUUUAAACACUGAAGAGAACUGGAACACAUGGAAAAAUGAAGGAUGUCCAAGUUUUGUAAAAGAAAGGCCAGCAGAAACAAAACCAAUUCGACCUGCGAGAAAACGUCCAGCUCCUGAAGACUUCCUAGGGAAGGGUCCGGACAGGAAAAUUUUUAUGGGAAAUGAUGAACUGACCCGGCUCUGGAAUCUUAACUUGGACAACAUGGAAGCUUGCAAGUCUGAGAGCAGAGAGUUUAUGCCGUCAUUGGAGGAGUUUUUUGAAGACGCUAUUGAACAAGCUGAUCCAGUGAACAUGGUGGAAGAUGAGUACAAGGCAGUGAACAACUCAAACUAUGGUUGGAGAGCACUACGGCUGUUGGCACGUAGGAGCCCUCACUUUUUCCAACCAACUAACCAGCAGUUUAAGAGCUUACCUGAGUACCUGGAGAACAUGGUCAUCAAACUAGCCAAGGAAUUGCCACCUCCAUCUGAGGAGAUUAAAACCGGAGAAGAGGAUGAUGACAAUGAUGAUCCUUUGCUUAAAGAGAGCAAUGAAAGUCCAGAGGAGCAGCAGCAGAAGCCUGUGACUGGACAGCAGUUAGAUGCAAUUGCCAGCAAGCUAGGGGAGGAGUGGAAGUCUCUGGCACAUCAUCUGGAGAUGAAGGAAACAGACAUUCAUGAAAUUGAGUCAGACAGUGAGGAUGUGAAGAUGCGUGCCAAGCUUUUAUUAGUUGCCUGGCAGGAUCGAGAGGGAAGCCAUGCCAUAGUGGAACAUUUAGUUUCCGCUCUGAACAGUGCUGGUUUUGGUGAUCUUGCUGAUAGCUUAAGUGAGCUGUGAAAUGUCAAGGUGGAUUUUGUAAAGCAGCAGUCUUUUUUUUGUUUAUAUAGUUUCUGGAUUAUAAAGCAAUUAAUGUAACAAGUACAAGUGGUGACUUAUUUUGUUGUGAUAAAAAAUAAACUUUUUGUAACAA
Molecule: messenger RNA, 2198 nt
Organism: Polyodon spathula (Mississippi paddlefish)
Lineage: Eukaryota; Metazoa; Chordata; Actinopteri; Acipenseriformes; Polyodontidae
Gene: thoc1
Product: THO complex 1
Exons: 22
Coding region: 5-2065 (686 amino acids)
Biological process (GO): mRNA export from nucleus; regulation of DNA-templated transcription elongation; signal transduction
Cellular component (GO): THO complex part of transcription export complex
Molecular function (GO): protein binding
Source: RefSeq, a predicted model, not a curated record